CGCACAUAACAUGAAGCGGACGGGAUAGCGAGUGUGUUGACGGAUCUUAAGAAUGGCGCACUCUAACGGAUCGGAGGACUUCGAGGUGACACGGAUUAUCAAGCAGCGGAGAAACUACAAGGGUAAACUAGAGUACCUUGUCCGAUGGAAGAACUAUGGCAGUGACGAUGACACUUGGGAGCCCGUGGAGAACCUGCGGAACUGUAUCGACCUCCUGGAUGCGUUCAAUGAACGCAUCAUGCGGGAAAAGGGGCCCUUCUCUAAACCCUCCCCGCCACGCAAAAAAACAAGCUCUUCCAAGCAGAAGCACCUUAACAGCAUUACGAAUGAUGCCAAAAGUCGCGAGAAAAAGGAUUUCAAGGUAUCCUCAAAGAAUGUUGACAGAUUUCAACUUAAGAGGAAAAACCCAUUUCAGGAUGAGUGCAAGGUUGUUAUUAAGAGGGAGAAGAUUUUGGCUAAUGGAGACCCACAUUCAAUGUAUAAUGGAGUAUCCGUGCUGUCAGAUGAGCUAUCGCCCCACUCUGUGUCAUCCUCCACUUCAGCGGCUUCCUCAACCGACGUCAAGAUUUCCGGCUUGACUAACGUCAAAAAGUUCCACAGGUCCAGGUCCAUGUCCUACGUUGGCCAUGAAAAUUCUAGGACGUCAGAUAGUAACAGCAGUGAUGCGGGCAAAAGGCGCAGGGUAAACAGUCUUCUCAUUGGAAGUGGUGAUCUUCUGAACACAGGUAAAUCUGUGGAGAUGGCUAGCACCACCCCUCCCAGCACCCCAACAAGUAGUGAAGUCCGACUGAGCCUGACCCCUCUACUAACCCCUGUCAUCAAGCUCCACGACCUGAAAGCUGGGAGCAGCAUCAAGCUGCCCUCUCCCACAUCCCUCCUGUCCACCGAGAAGUUCCUCAGGGCAAGGCUCAACCGUAAGGACCGGGACGUUGCAGAUAAGGUUGCUGGGAAUUUUUCCUUCCGGAGAUUUUCGCAGUCCAGUCUGAGCAGCGAAGAUGAAGACGAAACAGAGAGACGGUUCAGCCUCAGGCAGUGUGACAAUGUGUUCAAGUACAAGGAGAUCGUCGUAAAGAGGCACCCAGGGUACACCCAAGUUUGGUUUUUUACCAAUUCCCCGUCAAAGAAUGCACUCAACAUCAAGGCUUUACAGGAGCUCACAGAUAUCUUGGAGAAAUCUGGCAAAGACGAAACAAAGGUACUGUUGCUCACAGGAUCAGGGAACGUAUUCUGCACUGGAUUGGAUCUAGAGAAGUUGAUCGAGUCUGACCACAGGAAAAAAUAUGCCAGACAUUUGGCAGAGGCAUUAAGGGUGUUCAUCAACACCCUGAUCAACUUCCCCAAGGUCAUUGUGGCAGCUGUCAAUGGCAGGGCUGUGGGUCUAGGAGCUGCCAUCCUUCCCCUGUGCGACAUCGUCUACAGUAGCGACAAGGCAGAAUUUCACCUGCCUUAUGCAGCCAUGGGCCAGCCCCCAGAAGGCUGCUCUUCAUUUUCCUUCCCCAACGCCAUGGGUCUUCCUGUGGCAUGCGACCUCCUGUAUAGUGGACGGAGGAUGACUGCCCUGGAGGCUUGCGCAUCUGGCCUGGUCUCCCAGGUGCUGUGGCCAACCAGCUUCAUGAGUGAGGUCAUUCCAAGGGUCAAGGUCAUUUCCAACAAUUCAUGCAAGGGUCUGCAAAUGACAAAGUCCUUGGUCCGGAGUCACCUGAAAUCCAAGCUGGAGUUUACCAAUGAGAGCGAGUGUGCAGCCCUCCAAGACAGGUGGUGUAGCUCGGAGUGCACGAAACUCAUCCGCAAGUACCUGGAACAAAAGUGAGCGGCAAGGCUUCUCCCUUGUGGAUAUUAUCAUCCCGGGGAGCUAGAAGCUCAAGGGUUUGCAGGAGGUAGCCACAGUGAGUGUUGGGAUGUAAGGAGAGAACCUGGACAGUACCUGGACCUUAAGUGAGUGGCACAACUUCUACCUCCAUGGAUUUCAGGAGCUCAGGCAAUACACUACUAGUUGGAGAUCCAGCAUAUGAGCAUUGAAGACAGAUCCUCGACUUUGAGUGACUUCUUCCCCGUGGAUUUGAGAAGAUAAGGCAGUUCGUUGUUAUGCAGAAAAUUAAAAGUGAGUGUCAAGUUUUAGAGUGUCACGAUUUUGAGGUCCUGGAUAGUACCUUAAAUGAGCGGCACAGCUUUGUCUCUGUAGGUAUAAGGGCCUGGAAUUGUAUCGCUGGAGGUAGCCAAAGUGAGGGUCUGGAUUUAAAAUUAUUGCCAUUACAGAGACUUAAUGCAAUACUGUGGAUUUCUGAGCUGAUGCAAAGCCUUCGAAUAUUUGUUAAAGUAAUUUGCUGUUGUGAAAUGAUGGAGAUAACCAUGAAGGUUUUCUGUAGUCGCAGAUAGUUUCUGGAGUAAGAGAUUCCUUCUCAUUCUGUCGUUACAUUUAAGACGGCGAAACAGUUUGUGUUGUGGAGUUGCAAAUAAAUGUAUGUUUGUGGAAAAUUAACCAAAAAAAACACUUGUAGACAGUGGGAAGCCAAUCCCUUACCAGGGGAUAUGUAUAUUUUCUAAUAAAAUGAAGACGUAUCAAAUAGUGAUUUGUUCACAAGUUGACUUGGUGUCGAGCAGA
Patiria miniata (bat star) is the source of this 2602-nucleotide messenger RNA. RefSeq names its product chromodomain Y-like protein 2. Lineage: Eukaryota; Metazoa; Echinodermata; Asteroidea; Valvatida; Asterinidae. The coding region runs from base 53 to 1810 and encodes 585 amino acids. The record is from RefSeq and is a predicted model, not a curated record. Gene Ontology annotation, cellular component: nucleus. The transcript is spliced from 8 exons. Gene Ontology annotation, molecular function: transcription corepressor activity.